AUGACAAUUGAUCCAAUUUAUAUUUCAACAAAAGAAGACAGUAAAUUAAUAUUCCAAUACGAUAAUUUUAUAUUUGAUUGUGAUGGUGUAAUAUGGUUAGAUGAGACAUUAAUACCUAAAGUUUUAGAAUUUCUUAACUAUUUGCUAUCAAACAAUAAAAAUUUUAUAUUUGUCACUAAUAAUUCAUCAAAAUCAAGAAAAGAAUAUGUGAAGAAAUUUCAAAGAUUAGGUAUAAAUUUUGUUACAAAUGAAAUGAUUUUUCCAACUUGUUAUUCUGCAGUUUUGGAAGUUCAAAGAUUACAAAUUCCAAAAAAUUCUAAAAUUUGGGUAUUCGGAGAAAAAGGGAUAGAGGAAGAAUUGAAACUUGCUGGUUAUAUACCUGUUGGUGGAACAGAUCCAAAAUUAGAUGCUGAAUGGAAUAUAGAUCUACCUUUAAUGAACGUAGAUCUGGAAGUAAAAGCAGUUAUUGUCGGAUCAACUAAAAAGAUAAAUUACUAUAGAAUUGCAUCAACUUUACAAUAUUUAUUAUACAAUAACGAAUCAUUACCUUUUAUAGGUACAAAUAUAGAUAAAACUUAUCCAGCUGGAAAGUUUAUCUUACCAGCAGGUGGUAGUUGUGUAAAUUAUAUGAGUUUUACAAGUGGGAGAGAGUUUAUUGAUGUUGGAAAACCGUCUAAGGAUUUUCUUCAAAUAAUACUAGAUAAAACUGGAUUUAAUAAAGAAAGGACAUUGAUGGUUGGUGAUACAUUAUAUACUGAUAUUAAAUUCGGAAACGAUGGGAAAUUAGGAGUCGAUAACAAGAGUAGUUUAUUAGUAUUAACUGGUGGAACAACAUUAAAAGACUUAGAUGACGCUGUUAGACACUCAAAGGAUAAUAGUAUAAUACCAUCAUAUUGUAUAGAAUCGUUAACGAAAUUAAUAGAAUUAUUAGAAUAA
Messenger RNA from Insectozyma verbasci, 936 nucleotides. NCBI's taxonomy places the organism in Eukaryota, Fungi, Ascomycota, Pichiomycetes, Serinales, Debaryomycetaceae. The record is from the annotation of a GenBank genome assembly.